AAAGGGAAUCCGCCUAGUGUCCUUCUUAGCCUUUGCUCAACAGCAAAAAGUAGAGCAAAAACGGGUUAGUAUUCCAAUUUUUCUGACAUUGAACCACCAAUCAACUUUCUUCGAUGAGAAUUCGCUGACACUUUCACGUGCUUUCCUUCUCUUCUCAAAAUUUAUCUUUGUCCUUUUGCUCGAUUCAUGCGCUUUUUUCACUCUCUCUACUUGAUUUCCCCAUCUACGGCUUCCGUUUCCUCUGUUUCUUCCUCCAUUUUUACCGUUUGAUCGUUCAUUUCCACUGUGAUUUACUCACAACGGAGGAGCCUUCACUUCCCGGAUCUGGGUUCUGGGUGUUGGCUUGGAAAUGGGUGUCAUCUCCAGAAAAAUCUUCCCAGCAUGCGGGAAUAUGUGCAUAUGCUGCCCUGCUCUGAGGUCGAGGUCUCGGCAGCCAGUUAAGCGUUACAAGAAGUUGCUAGCUGACAUAUUUCCUAAAUCUCUUGAUGGCCCUCAAAGCGAGAGGAAAAUCGUGAAGUUAUGUGAAUAUGCUGCGAAAAAUCCGUUCCGCAUUCCGAAGAUUGUAAAAUAUCUUGAAGACAGAUGCUGUAAAGAACUUCGAUGUGAGCAAGUCAAAUGCAUUGCUAUCAUUGCAGAUACAUACAAUAAGUUGCUUUCCCUUUGUAAGAACCAGAUGGCAUAUUUUGCUGGUAGUCUGCUGAAGGUCAUUGCUGAACUCUUAGACAACUCAAAGCACGUUGACUUGCUAAUACUCGGGUGUCAAACCUUGACAAACUUCAUACACAAUCAGGCAGACAGCACGUACAUGCACAAUGUCGAGAGCUUGGUACCGAAAGUAUGUAUGCUGGCAUUGGAAAAAGGGGAAGACCAAAAAAUGCUGCGCUUGAGGGCAUCAAGUCUACAAUGCAUUUCUGCCAUGGUCUGGUUCAUGACCGAGUAUUCACAUAUUUUUCUCGAGUUCGACGAGAUUGUUCGUGUGACUCUUGAGAACUAUGAUCCUGCUCGUGAUGGUAACUCCGAUGAUAACACAGAGCCACAUCAUAAUUGGCUUAAUGAAGUUGCUAGAUCUGAAGGGAGAUGUGGUGCAGUUGGUGGUGAUGUUAAUGGUUCAUACGGAAUCAUCAGACCAAGACCGAAUAAGAAGGAUCCGGCUCUACUCACUCGGGAAGAGAGCGAGUCUCCAAGAGUAUGGUCUCAGAUUUGCGUGCAACGAAUGCUUGAUUUGGCCAAGGAGAGUACAACAAUGCGCCGAGUAUUGGAUCCAAUGUUUAUCUACUUCGAUUCGGGAAGGCACUGGGUUCCACAGCAGGGCCUUGCUUUGAUGGUUUUGUCUGAUAUGUUAUACUUCAUGGAGAGUUCAGGUAACCAGCAGUCAAUAUUGGCUUCGGUAAUACGCCAUCUCGACCACAAAAACGUUUCACAUGAUCCUCAGCUGAAAACGUGUAUCAUUCAAGUUGCUUCAAAUUUAGCUAGACAAAUUAGGUCGGGAACCGUGCUGGCAGAAAUCGGAUCUGUCUCUGACUUGUGCAGGCAUCUUAGGAAGAGUCUUCAAGUCACAGUUGAAUCAGCUGGGCAGCAAGAACUGGAUUUGAAUAUUUCACUUCAAAAGUCUAUUGAAGAUUGCUUACAUGAAAUUGGCAGAGGGAUCGGUGAUGCGCGUCCUUUGUACGAUCUGAUGGCUAUAUCGCUCGAGAAUUUGACUUCUGGAGCUGUUGCAAGAGCCACCAUUGGGUCCUUGAUGAUUCUUGCUCACAUGAUCUCCUUGGUAUCAGUUUCUUCAGACUCCCAACAGGUGUUUCCAGAAGCUCUUCUUGUCCAAAUCCUGAAGGCAAUGUUGCAUCCUGAUACCGAAACACGCAUCGGAGCUCAUCAAAUAUUCUCCGUUCUUGUCGUUCCCAGUUCUAAUUGCCACCUACAAGAAACUUCCUCGGUUCAAUCUGCUACUCCUUACAAGCCAACGGCAUGGCAUUCCAAUGCAGCGUCUGCGUCGACUUCUGCUUCCAUUACUGCUCUACUCGAUAAACUUCGACGAGAAAAGGAUGGCCCGAGAGAAGAAAAAACUGGACAUAAUAUUCAAACGAAUCUAAAAGAAAAUGGCUCUUUAGAAGAAGACUGGAAGCAGAGACGGAACCAUCGAAAUUUCGCUACAUUUCACAAAAUUCAAUCGAUCAUUGACAGGAAAGCUGGAUCUUCAAGUUCCACCGAAGCAGAACCACGGAUCAUGAAGUUUAGUGAAGAUCAAUUAUCACAAUUGUUGUCUGCGUUCUGGAUACAAGCCAAUCUUCCAGAUAAUUCUCCCUCAAAUAUUGAAGCCAUUGCUAAUUCUUUUGUCUUGACACUAAUCUCGGCACGCCUGAAGAGCCAGCAGGACAAUCUUAUGAUCCGAUUCUUCCAGCUUCCACUGUCUCUGAGAAAUGUAUCUCUGGAGCCUUACCAUGGUACGUUACGCCCGUCGUCACAGAGGUCGGUGUUUAUUUUGUCUAUAGGCAUGCUGCUGUUUGCUGCUAAGCUCUAUCACAUACCUCAUUUGAAUCAUCUUCUGAAGUCAUUAGUGGCUUAUGAUGUUGAUCCAUAUCUGGUAAUUAGUGAAGAUCUUCACGUUUGUUUAAAGCCUGAGGUCGAUCUGAGGGAAUAUGGAUCCGUUACUGAUAAUGAGCUAGCUCGGUCCUAUCUCUCUGACCUGCGCAACAAAGUAUACGAAGCAGACAAUGUCAUUAUCGAUAUUUUAGCACAAAACUUGUCGGGAAUUACCCAGCUGGAUAAAAAUGAGCUAGCUAAGCUGUUAUUAGAGGCAUUUACACCUGAUGAUCCUUACAUGUAUGGCCCACAAUCAAUGCUCGAUUUUCGCAAAAAUAAAUCGGUUGCUCACUCGAAGGAAUCCUUAUCGUUCGAUGGGGAUCUUUCUAAUUUACUGGUUGAGGAUGAAGUGACGAGUGAAGCCUCUGUUGCGGAUAUUGCUCGGUUCAUUCCUCGAGUACCUCCAUCGCCUUCGGUAUCUCACAUAAUGGGCAUUAGUCAGCUUCUCGAAUCGGCACUGGAGGUAGCCGGUCAGGUAGCUGGAACAUCGGUUUCUACGUCGCCUCUUCCAUACAACGCCAUGGCAAGCCAAUGUGAAGCUCUCGGCACCGGCACAAGGAAGAAACUCUCCAAUUGGUUGGCACAUGAGAACCACCAUACCAGACAUGAUGGAUAUUGUCCUCCAUUUCCUAUGAGUAGCCACUCUGCUGUUGAAAAGAUACUGUCAGACGAACGACAUCUUCAUGGAGGCGGAUUGCCAGUAGACCGAUGGUUAGGCAUGAGGCUUCCUCCCGCUAGCCCAUUCGACAACUUUCUCAAGGCGGCUGGGUGUUAACCAGAAGUACAUAAAUUAUUGUCGAUUCGCACAAAGACAUCGAUCGUUAGGAUCCGUAGAUAAUCACUGUUAAAUCGUUCGUAGCAUUAGCUUAACUAACCUUUCAUACAUUCAGUAGCUAGGCUUACCUGAACUGUGCCACUCACUGUUCAUGAGGCUUAGCUAGCUAGGCUUACCUGAGCAGUGUCUAGUAACAAUCAUAGAUAGAGAGCUAAGUUUUAGUACUCAUGCUGGUGAAUGAUACUCAGCCCCUCUUUGUGGCUUGUUCUUGUCAUGUCUAUCAACUUUCUAGCUUUGGCUUCUUGUUAUGUAAUGUCGUUCGAAUUUGUGCUCU
Cucurbita moschata (crookneck pumpkin) is the source of this 3686-nucleotide messenger RNA. RefSeq lists its product as uncharacterized. The record is from RefSeq and is a predicted model, not a curated record. NCBI's taxonomy places the organism in Eukaryota, Viridiplantae, Streptophyta, Magnoliopsida, Cucurbitales, Cucurbitaceae. The coding region runs from base 350 to 3352 and encodes 1000 amino acids. The transcript is spliced from 20 exons.